This is a messenger RNA of Chlamydomonas reinhardtii, 1744 nucleotides long. RefSeq lists its product as uncharacterized. The transcript is spliced from 3 exons. The coding region runs from base 33 to 926 and encodes 297 amino acids. Gene Ontology annotation, biological process: translation. The record is from RefSeq and is a predicted model, not a curated record. NCBI's taxonomy places the organism in Eukaryota, Viridiplantae, Chlorophyta, Chlorophyceae, Chlamydomonadales, Chlamydomonadaceae. Gene Ontology annotation, cellular component: large ribosomal subunit. Gene Ontology annotation, molecular function: structural constituent of ribosome; RNA binding.
CCCACUACACUAUUUACAUUAGUUUAGCAACCAUGGCCAUGAUGUCCCUGCAGCAGCGGCUGCUGCAGCCCAGCGCCGGCGUUCGCUCGGUGGCGCCCUUCAGGCCCGUGGUGGCGCCUCGCCCUGUGGUGGUCGUCCGCGCGGCGGCCCUGGACGAGGAGGUUGAGUUUGAGGUCGUGGCCAACAAGCCUCAGCAGAAUGUGCGUAAGGAGAAGCCGCGGUCCAAGCGCUUCAAGGCGAUGCAGACCAAGACUCCUGGCCGCACCUCGGAGCUGGACCCCAAGGAGGCUAUUCGCCUGGUGAAGCAGACCGCCUCCACUAAGUUCACUGAGUCCGUGGAGUUCCACGCCCGCAUGGGCCUGGACCCCAAGUUCUCGGACCAGCAGCUGCGCGCGACUGUGUCGCUGCCAUUCGGCACCGGCAAGGAGCUGCGCGUGGCCGUUCUGACCCAGAACGACAACAUCAAGCUGGCUAAGGAUGCUGGUGCCGAUGUUGUGGGCGGGGAUGACCUGAUCGAGAAGAUUAGCGGUGGUUUCAUGGAGUUCGACAAGCUCAUUGCCACCCCCGACAUGAUGCCUAAGGUCGCCAAGCUGGGUCGUGUGCUGGGUCCCCGUGGCCUGAUGCCCAACCCCAAGGCGGGCACCGUGACCACCGAUGUGGCCGGGACCGUCAAGGACUUCAAGGGCGGCAAGGUGGAGUACCGCCUGGACAAGACCGGCAACCUGCACGUGCUGUUCGGCCGCGCCGACUUUAAGGAGGAGGACCUGCUCUUCAACCUGAAGGCCGUGCAGGAGUCGAUCGAUGCCAACAAGCCCCCCGGCGCUAAGGGUGUGUACUGGAAGUCCAUGUACGUGUGCACCACUAUGGGCCCCUCGCUGCGCAUCGGCGUCUCGGCCCUGCAGAACACUAAGGGCAAGGCGGAGUAAGCGGCUCGCGCUGGACUCGCUAACGGCGGCGACUGUGGGCUUGGGAAGGCAGCGGACAAUGGAUUUUGUGGUGUUGGCAUGGAGGUGACGGCUGCGCGGGAGGCCGGCUUGGUUUGGAGGCCGGCGGCAGCAGGUUUGGCGGCUGGCGAGCAGCAGCGCUGAAGCAAUGCAGCAGCAGCAGGAGCAGCAGUGGACUGACCGCAUGAUGGAGAGCAGCAGCAUGUGGAGGAGCGGAGCAUGGCGUUUGCACACGCGCUUUGUGCGGAGUAGGAGGCUGCGCUGGCCAUCGCGAUCGGCGGGCGCUGUGCUUUGUCUGGGCCGCCAGCGGCGGCAGUUCACACGGCGCGCGGGAUGGCGAUGUCAGGGCGUCAGCGGUGCCCGAUUUUGCAAUCGCCUUCAGAUACAGACCGGCGCCGUGCGAGCGCGCCGGCGGGCGUGGAUUUUCUUGUGGUAGAGGGCGGAUGGAGCUGGGACCUCGUGAGCGGCACGCAACGCAGCUGACAGGCUGCACCGCUCGGCCGCGAUCCAGUCGCAGCCGAUGCAGGGCGUGCACAGAGCUUGCUUGGAGCUGGCGGCGGUGGCUUUGGGGUUCAGGUCACAACGCACGGAUGGCAAGCGCUGCCGGCGUGCGCGUGUCGUCAGCGCACGGCUAACGCUAGCCAGCUAUCCGGCAUGGCAUAGGAGGAUGGGGUCGCCGCGGUAUUUUCAGAGUCGGAUAGACUAAGCGGCGGCUUGGAACAUAGAUACAGACUGUUCCGUGCGGAGUGGAGGAUUGGGCCGCAACCGGCGGCAAGUAAACGAUGUAAUGUCGUGGUAAA